AUGUCACUCACAAAAACUAUUUAUAAUAUUUUCUUUCGUCGUUCAGCAACAAUUGCUUUAACAACUGUUGUUGGUGUAUUUGCCUAUGAACGUAUCAUCAAUAAGUCAGCUGAAUACAUAUAUGAACGUCGUAAUCAAGGCAAAUUAUGGAAGCAUGUUCAACCUUCAUUCAAAUUACCAACUGAUGACGACGAAGAAGCAUCUGGCUCCGGAAAAGAGGGUGACGAAUCAUAA
Adineta steineri is the source of this 234-nucleotide messenger RNA. The record is from the annotation of a GenBank genome assembly. NCBI's taxonomy places the organism in Eukaryota, Metazoa, Rotifera, Eurotatoria, Adinetida, Adinetidae.